AUGGUACGCAGUAGAAUCAUCUUUGACACCGACCCUGGCGUCGACGACACCCUGGCCAUGCUCCUUGCAUUGGCCUCGUCGGCGGACGAAAUCGAGCUCGUCAUGAUUUCCGUGACAUACGGCAACGUCACGCUGCGAAGAUGCCUCAAGAAUGUUGUGGCCAUGUUCCACGUCCUCGACAAAGAGAUGGCAUGGCGCAUGGCCAAUGGCAAGCCGCUCAAGUACGAGUCGCUAAGAACAUACAAGCCCACAGUGGUUAUUGGUGCAGAACACCCUUUGGAGGAAGAAACACUCCGCGAAGAUGGAUUCCACGGCGUGGAUGGCCUCCAUGGCGUUCAUGAGGCAUUUCCCGACCUGGAUCCAGGCAGCACAUGGGAAUCUUUGUUUGACGAGAGUACACCAGCAUCCACAGCUGCCGUCGCAGAAUACUCGCCCUACUUUACACCGUCCAAAGUGCCUGCGCACAAGGCUAUUUUACAGCUUCUGAGAGACGAGCCUGCCGACACCAUCACCAUCUGCGCUGUUGGACCCAUGACGAAUCUUGCCCUCGCCGCGGGUGAGGAUCCAGAAACGCUGCUCCGCGCCAAAGAGAUUUGCGUCAUGGGCGGUGCUGUCGAAGUGCCCGGCAACAUCACGCCGCUGGCCGAGUUUAAUACGUUUGCCGACGCCCUCGCUACAGCGCGAGUCUUUUCGCUCACAUCGAUGGUUCCGUCAUCGACGAUGCCUACGGUACCCCAAACACUGGCCAAGCUCGACGCAUAUCCAGAGCAGCUGUCCCGCAAGCUCAACCUGAGCCUGUUUCCGCUCGAUAUUACAAACCCACACCUUCUGAUGAAAUCUUUCUUCUUUAGUUCCAUCACGGAGCACGUUGAACACGGCAAUCCUCUCGCACUAUGGAUCAAUCACAUCAUUGGCGCCAUCUAUCGCCGCAUGGAGAGAUUCAUUCCCGCAGACAGAGAGGCGGGGUUGCCCCUCCACGAUCCUCUGACUGUCUGGUAUAAUUUAACCAAAGACAAUCCUGCAUGGAAACUGGCACCCAAUGCACCAGAGGAUAUUCGCGUCGAAACAUCGGGACAAUGGACGCACGGCAUGCAUAUCUUAGAUAGACGCGGCCGGAGACGUGCUCCAGGCGCAGACGUUAGUGGUGAUGCGGCAGCGGUGGAUGAGCUUCCAGGCGACGAUAUGGGCUGGUUGAGUGCACGACGUGGCAACAGGAUCAAUCGCUUUGUAGAGAGUCCUGGACAUGACAAGUUUGCGCCAGAGCUGAUGCAACGGUUGUUUGGCUGA
[Torrubiella] hemipterigena is the source of this 1287-nucleotide messenger RNA. The record is from the annotation of a GenBank genome assembly. Lineage: Eukaryota; Fungi; Ascomycota; Sordariomycetes; Hypocreales; Clavicipitaceae.